Molecule: messenger RNA, 11591 nt
Organism: Heteronotia binoei (common prickly gecko)
Lineage: Eukaryota; Metazoa; Chordata; Lepidosauria; Squamata; Gekkonidae
Gene: NCOR1
Product: nuclear receptor corepressor 1
Biological process (GO): negative regulation of transcription by RNA polymerase II
Molecular function (GO): transcription corepressor activity; nuclear thyroid hormone receptor binding
Source: RefSeq, a predicted model, not a curated record
AAAAUGGCGGCCGCAGAGGAAGAGGUGCUGAGGCGGAGGUGAGGCUCCGACGGUGUCGAGCGCCCGCAGCCGCGCCCGCCCCGCUGUCGCGUCUUCCUUGACACUGAGUAGUAUGGACUGGUGCCCAGAAAUCUUUUAGUAGGUGUGAUGGGGAGAGUGGAUUCUGCAUGCACUUACUUACUGUCAUCUUCAAGGUUGACAAAGGCGGGUUCCUGGAAACAUGAUUGCUCAUCAGUCUUGAUCUCGCAGUUUAGCAAAGGACUCCUCCUCCAAUAAUGUCAAGCUCAGGCUACCCUCCUAACCAAGGAGCGUUUAGCACAGAACAGAACCGUUACCCGGCACACUCGGUCCAGUACACGUUCCCCGGCAGCCGACACCAACAGGAGUUUGCUGUACCUGAUUUUCGCACUUCUCACUUGGAAGUUAGCCAGGCAACCCAACUUCUGCAGCAGCAGCAGCAGCAACUCCGGCGGAGACCUUCCUUGCUUUCUGAAUUUCACCCUGGUUCAGAUAGGCCUCAGGAAAGGAGGUCGGGCUAUGAGCCACAGUUUCACCCUGGCCCAUCACAAGCCGAUCAUGACUCCCUGGAGUCAAAGAGGCCGCGUCUGGACCAAAUUUCCGAUGCCUCCUUCCAGCGGGUCAGUGCUUCCACGGUCCUGCCCUUGGUCCACCCAUUGCAAGAGGGGUUACGAUCAGCAGACAUAAAGAAGGAGCCAGCUUUUGGAGGAAAGCAUGAAGGGCCACCGUCACCGAUGUCAAGUCAGUCGUGCGGAGAAGACCAGAACGCUUCUCCCUCCAAGCUGUCAAAGGAAGAGCUGAUCCAGAGCAUGGAUCGGGUGGACCGGGAGAUUGCCAAAGUGGAACAGCAGAUCCUCAAGCUGAAGAAGAAGCAACAACAACUUGAAGAAGAAGCUGCUAAACCCCCAGAGCCAGAGAGGCCAGUCUCUCCUCCUCCUGUGGAACAGAAACAUCGCAGUAUCGUCCAGAUUAUUUAUGAUGAGAAUCGGAAAAAAGCUGAGGAAGCUCAUCGGAUCUUUGAAGGCCUCGGUCCCAAAGUUGAACUGCCACUGUAUAAUCAGCCAUCAGACACGAAGGUGUACCAUGAAAACAUCAAAACAAACCAAGUCAUGAGAAAGAAGCUGAUUUUGUUUUUUAAGAGGAGGAAUCAUGCCAGGAAACAAAGGGAGCAGAAGAUCUGCCAACGUUACGAUCAGCUGAUGGAAGCAUGGGAGAAAAAAGUCGACAGGAUAGAAAACAACCCCCGUAGGAAGGCCAAGGAGAGCAAGACGCGGGAAUAUUAUGAGAAACAGUUCCCCGAAAUCCGGAAGCAGCGCGAGCAGCAGGAACGAUUUCAAAGGGUUGGUCAAAGAGGGGCUGGCCUUUCGGCAACCAUUGCUCGAAGUGAGCAUGAAAUCUCGGAAAUAAUUGAUGGCCUUUCAGAGCAGGAGAAUAACGAGAAACAAAUGCGCCAGCUCUCCGUCAUUCCUCCCAUGAUGUUUGAUGCGGAACAGAGGCGCGUGAAGUUUAUUAACAUGAACGGCCUGAUGGAAGACCCCAUGAAGGUGUACAAGGACCGGCAGUUCAUGAACGUCUGGACCGACCACGAAAAGGAGAUCUUCAAAGAAAAGUUUGUCCAGCACCCCAAGAACUUUGGCCUAAUUGCUUCUUACUUAGAAAGAAAGAAUGUUCCAGACUGUGUUUUAUACUACUACUUGACCAAGAAAAAUGAAAACUACAAAGCUCUGGUGCGAAGGAACUAUGGCAAACGGCGAGGGAGAAACCAGCAACAGAUUUCACGUCCUUCCCAAGAAGAAAAAGUCGAAGAAAAAAUAGAGGAGGAGAAGGCGGAAAAAACCGAGAAAAAGGAGGAGGAAAAGAGAGAUGAAGACGAAAAAGAUGAAAAAGAAGAAUCCAAGGAGAACAUCAAGGAGAAGGACAAGAUUGAAGCAGCCCCCGAAGAGCCUGAGGAAAGGGAGCAGACCGCUCCGAGGGGCCGGAAGACUGCCAACAGCCAAGGCCGGCGGAAGGGCCGGAUCACCAGAUCAAUGACAAACGAAGCCGCGGCAGCAAAUGCCGCAGCCGCGGCCGCUACUGAAGAGCCGCCACCUUCGUUGCCUCCCCCUCCAGAACCUUCUUUGGCAGAGCCGGUGGAAACCUCCCGCUGGACAGAAGAAGAGAUGGAAAUUGCGAAGAAAGGGUUAGUGGAACAUGGGCGAAACUGGGCGGCCAUAGCCAAAAUGGUGGCAACGAAGAGCGAGGCCCAGUGUAAGAACUUCUAUUUCAACUAUAAAAGGAGGCACAACCUUGACAGUCUUCUUCAGCAAUACAAGCAGAAAUCUUCUCGAAGGCCUCGCGAGGAGCGUGAAGUGUCUCAGUGCGAGAGCGUGGCCUCGACUGUCUCUGCCCAAGAGGAUGAAGACAUCGAGGCAUCCAAUGAAGAAGAGAACCCGGAAGACAGCGAAGGUGCCGAAAAUAGCUCGGAUACUGAAAGUGCUCCCUCACCUUCCCUGGUGGAAGCUGCCAAGCCCUCGGAAGAUGGCCUGGCCGAGAACGGCUCUUCCAGGAUAACCACUGAGGCAGCGAUUGAACAGGAGUCGGCCAUUAAAGCCACCCCGGUGGCAUCCCCUCCCUUGCCAGCUCAGAGUAUUAAGACGGCGGAAGAUGAGAACGUUGAGCUGCAGGUGAAAGAGGAAGCCACGACUGAGGGGGAGGAAUCCAUGGAGGUGGAGAAUCGCAGCCAGCCAAUCGAUACCAAGCCCAUGCUCAACCUCGUUGUACACACCAAAGUGGAGCCCAUCGAGGCUGAAGCGAGGCUUCCGGAAGACGUCCAGGUGAAGAUGGAGAUUGAUGCCAAAGAAAGGGACGGGGGCAAGCCUAAAGAGAAGCUGGAGCCGGAAGACAUGGACUUCGGUCCUGCCCAGCAGGCCAGUGCCCAGCGGAUGGAACCCAACUCAGACAACGAUUCCAGCGCCACCUGCAGUGCCGAUGAGGAAGUGGAUGGAGAACCCGAGAGGCAGAGAAUGUACACCAUGGACUCAAAGCCUUCCCUGCUGAACCCGACGGGGGCCCUGCUAGUGUCCUCCACCAUCAAGCAAGGGCAGAUGGACCUGCAGCAGCUUCAGCAUCGGGCCGCCAUAAUUCCACCCAUGGUCUCUUCUACGUUGCAAGGGCUGCCGCAGGGGAUCCCGAUGAGCGGCUACACGCUCUUGCAUCAGCACAUCAAGGCCGUGCACAAGUCCACCAUGCUGGAGGACCAGCAGCGCCAGCGGCAAGACCAAAUGGACGUGGAUUGCCGGAGAUCUGCCAGCCCCUGUGGCACAUCCAAGAGCCCCAAUGUAGAGUGGGACGGGAAACCAGUUGCCUACAUGCCUUACACUGACGUAAAGCGUGCCAUGGAACAAGAAGCGCAGAUGCAGAACGCGAUGGUCAGAUCUGCCUCACCCUAUCGCCUGUCUCCGAGGGAGGUCAGCAAAGCCUCUCCACAGCCCGAUUUGAAUGCCGCUCGCUACAGUGUUCCACCAGUUCUUCAACCAGCUCCUCAUCAAGUAAUAACCAGCCUACCUGAAGGGGUCCGUCCCCCAACAACGCGGCCCACCAGACCUCCACCCCCGCUGAUUCCAUCUUCCAAAACAGUGAUGCCGUCAGAGAAACCAUCUUUCAUUAUGGGAGGCUCCAUCUCACAAGGCACACCUGGAACUUACUUAACAUCCCACAGUCAGUCGCCUUACGGCCAAGAGCCACCAAAGCCAUCCGUGGGUUCCAUAUCGCUAGGCCUGCCGCGGCCCCAGGAGUCUGCCAAAGCAGCAUCCAUGCCGUACAUCAAGCAAGAAGAAUUCUCUCCCAGGAGCCAGAACUCCCAACCCGAGGGCCUGUUAGUCAGGGCCCAACAUGAAGGUGUGGUUCGAGGUACGACAACCACCAUCCAAGAAGGAAGCAUAACGCGAGGGACUCCAGCCAGCAAAGUUUCCGUUGAAACGAUGCCUUCCCUGCGAGGCUCCAUCACUCAGGGGACACCCGCUCUGUCUCAGUCCGGGAUCGCAGCUGAUGUAUUGUUGAAAGGAACCAUUACCCGGCUGGCCACGGAGGACAGCAGUCCUGAGAAAUGCAGGGAAGAGGCAGCGGCGGCCAAAGGCCAUGUCAUUUACGAAGGCAAGAGCGGUCACAUCAUAACCUAUGAUGCCAUUAAGAACGUCCGGGAGGGAACCCGGAGUCCAAGAACUGCUCACGAAAUGGGCCUGAAGAGGUCUUACGAUUCCAUGGAAGGAAACAUCAAGCAAGGGAUGUCGAUGAGAGAAUCUCCCGUCUCUGCGCCACUAGAAGGAUUAAUCUGCCGUGCUCUUCCUCGGGGAAGCCCUCACUCGGAGCUGAAAGAGAGGACUGUGCUAUCCGGCUCCAUAAUGCAAGGUACUCCAAGAGCUACAGCUGAGAACUACGAAGAAGGUCUCAAGUACCCCAAGAUGAUUAAGAAGGAGUCUCCACCCACACGGAGCUUUGAAGGUGCCAUUACCAAGGGAAAGCCGUACGACGGGGUCACCACCAUUAAAGAAAUGGGGCGCUCCAUCCACGAAAUCCCACGGCAGGACCUGCUGAGCCAGGAAAGCCGCAAGACCCCAGAGAUAGUCCAGAGUGCUCGGCCUAUCAUAGAGGGUUCCAUUUCUCAGGGCACGCCCAUAAAGUACGAAAGCAGCUCAGGCCAGUCCGCCAUCAAGCACAAUGUCAAGUCCUUGAUCACCGGGCCGAGCAAGCUCCCCCGAGGCAUGCCGCAGCUGGAGAUGGUGUCCGAGAGCAUGAAGGUCGUGGAGCGAGGGAAGUACGAGGACACCAAGCCCGGGGAGGUCCGUUCCCGCCACACCUCCGUGGUUAGUUCUGGGCCCUCGGUCCUCCGGUCGACUCUCCACGAAGCUCCCAAGUCGCAAGUGAGCCCCGGCAUCUACGAAGACAGCAACGCGAGGAGGACCCCUGUGAACUACCCAAGCAUGUCCCGGACAUCACCCAUGAUGAACAGAGUCUCAGAAGCCAGCAUAUCUUCUGGGAAGGCUGCAAACCACGAGAGGAAAUCCACUCUUACCCCGACUCAGAGGGAAAGCGUGUCAUCAAAAUCGCCAGUCCCGGGGGUGGAUCCUGUGGCCGCUCACAGCCCCUUCGACCCCCACCACAGAGGCGCUACUCCUGAGGUCUACAGGAGCCACCUCCCUUCGCACCUGGACCCUGCUAUGCAGUUCCAUAGAGCUCUGGAUCCUGCUGCUGCCUACAUGUUCCAGCGUCAGCUGUCUCCCACGCCUGGAUACCCCAGCCAGUACCAGCUCUAUGCGAUGGAGAACACCCGGCAGACCAUCUUAAAUGAUUACAUCACUUCCCAGCAGAUGCAGGUCAACCUGCGUCCUGACCUUGCCCGGGGGCUCUCUCCCCGGGAGCAAACACUGGCGAUUCCCUAUCCAGGUGCAAGAGGAAUAAUUGAUCUGAACAGCAUGGCUCCCACUAUCUUAGUACCUCACCCUGGAGGAACAAGCACUCCCCCUAUGGAGAGAAUCACGUACAUCCCCGGAACGCCACAGCUUGCCUUCCCCCGACCCUACAACCCCCCCUCCAUGUCCCCAGGGCACCCUUCACACUUGGCAGCAUCUGCAGCCGCAAAUGCCGAGAGAGAACGAGAGCGGGAGAGGGAGAAGGAACGGGAGCGAGAGAGAGAACGGGAGAGGGAGCGGGAGAGAGAACGGGAACGCGAGCGGGAGAGAAUAGCAGCAGUCCCUUCCGAGCUUUACCUUCGUCCAGGCACCGAGCAGCCAGGGAGACCCGGAAGCCACGGGUAUGUCCGCUCACCCUCCCCUUCGGUCAGGAGCCAAGAGAAUAUCUUGCAGCAGAGGCCCAGCAUUUUCCAGGGAUCCAACGGAACGAGCGUGAUCACCCCUCUGGAUCCGCGCAUCAUGCAGCUGCCUCCCGGCGCCCCCUCCAUAACUCAGGGAUUGCCCGCUUCACGCUUCAACACGGCUGCCGACGCCUUGGCCGCUCUGGUGGACGCGGCUGCCUCCGCCCCCCAGAUGGAAGUGGCCAAGUCGAAGGAGAGCAAGCACGACGGCGGCCGGAUCGAAGAGAACCCGGGCCGCCGGUCGGCGGUGGUGAGCGAACAGCAGCAGAUGGAGCAGAAGGUGCUGGAGGCGGAGAAGAGGGGACCUCCGGGCCCGUACACGUCGUCGUCGUCUGCCUUUUCUGCCAGCAAGCCUCAGAGCCAGUCGUCUUCGGCCAUCUACUCAGAAGCCGGGAAGGACAAAGGCCCCCCCUCCAUAUCCAAGUACGAGGAGGAGCUGCGCACCCGCGGGAAGACCACCAUCACAGCUGCCAACUUCAUCGACGUGAUCAUCACCCGGCAGAUCGCCUCCGACAAGGAUGCCCGGGACCGCGGCUCGCAGAGCUCGGACUCUUCCAGCAGCCUCUCCUCCUCACACCGAUAUGAACCACCCAGAGAUGCCAUCGAGGUGAUCAGCCCCGCAAACUCACCGAUCCCUCCCCAAGAAAAGAUGCCACCUUAUCAGCAGGAGGCCCCCAAAAUGGCCCAGACAGAAAGAGACUGCAGCCGUCAGUACGAGGGGCCAGUUCACUCCUACAGGCCACAGCAAGAUUCACCGUCACCGCAGCCACCCCCUUCCUCCCAGGCAGAAGGGAUGGGACCCGUGCCACGCACCCACCGCCUGAUCACUCUGGCCGAUCACAUCUGUCAAAUCAUCACACAGGAUUUUGCUCGAAGCCAGGCCUCUACGCAGCCGUCUCUCCAGCCUCCCACUAGCACAUUCCAGACUUCUGCUCCCACUAACGUCACCACAUCGAACCGGGUGAAGACCUCUAACCGCUACAGCCCCGAAGCGCAGACGCAGCCUGGCCCCCAUCAGCGCCCAGGAGCCCGAGUGUCUCCCGAAAACCUCUCUGACAAAGGGAGGGGAAGGCUUGGGAAGUCCCCCGAGAGAAGCCACCUUUCCUCAGAGCCUUAUGAGCCGAUCUCACCGCCCCAGGCCCCGGCCACGCACGAGAAGCAAGACGCCCUCUUGUUGCUCUCACAAAGAUCUGAGCCUUCGGAACAGAGGACGGACUCUCGCUCUCCAGGGAGCAUCAGCUACCUGCCUUCGUUUUUCACCAAGCUCGAGAGCACCUCGCCGAUGGUGAAGUCCAAGAAACAGGAGAUAUUUCGUAAGUUGAACUCCACUGGUGGAGGCGACUCUGAGAUGGCUGCUGCUCAGCCGGGGACAGAAAUCUUUAACCUGCCAGCGGUCACUACCUCAGGUCCAGUCAGUGCUAGAGGUCAUUCCUUUGCAGAUCCCGCCAGCAACCUGGGCCUGGAGGACAUCAUCCGCAAGGCGCUGAUGGGCAACUUCGACGACAAAGGGGAGGACCACAACAUCGUCCUGGCUCAGCCCAUGGGGCUGGCAUCUGGCGGCUCUAGCUCGGCUCUGCCCGCAAACAGCGAAACCCGGAGGGAAGAUAUUAACCCAUCACCCAAUCCGGGAGGAGGAGGAGUCAGCAAGCAGAAGCUGAUGGGCAAAUCCGGGAGCCGGAAGUCUAAGUCGCCCAUCCCCGGGCAGGGCUAUUUGGGAGCAGAGAGGCCUUCGUCUGUCUCGUCGGUGCACUCCGAGGGAGACUACCACAGGCAGACACCCGUGUGGUCGUGGGAAGACAGGCCCUCCUCGACAGGAUCUACCCAGUUCCCGUACAACCCUCUGACCAUGCGCAUGCUGAGCAGCACCCCUCCAACUUCGAUGGCCUGUGCCCCGCCGUCCGUCAGCCAGGCCGCAUCUCACCAACCCAACCGAAUAUGGGAGCGAGAGCCGGCACCUCUUUUGUCAGCACAGUACGAGACUCUUUCGGACAGCGAUGACUGACCCGGGGGCGGGGGGAGGGAGGGGACCUUUGGAAAAAGCUUGAGUCCUUUGCAGGGUUGAAAGGCUGAUGAUGAUAUUUUUUAAACGAUACGUGUCCAAAGACUUUGAAAGAGAGCGGGGUGGGGAGGAGGGGGGGUAUGCAAGAUGAAGAAGCCGCAGGGAAAAUCUGUUCCGGAGGAGCCCCCUUCGAAAAGAUUUCUCGCUGCGCCUGGAACGGUCAGCAACCCUGAAGAUUAAAUAUGUAAAGAGGUUUUUUUUAAACACAGAGGACUUAUUCCUGAGCGGCAUCUUAUUUGUAAAGAGAACCAUAACAUAAUGUCUUUAAAAAAAAGAAAAUCAUUCUUAUGUAAAUAGAGUAAUUUUCUGCAGUGGCUAUUUUUUUUCCCCUCCCCUCCCCUGGCUUUAGAGUAUCUGGUGUACUUAUGUUCAAAUCAUUGCAUAAACCUUUGUUGGGGUGGGGGGAGGUGUCAUUUUAUAUAUAUAUUUUUUAAAAAGCAUUUUCUCAAACGUAGGUUGUUCAUAAUCUUUUUAAAGGCGCAAGCCACCUAGGACGCCAGGCCCUUCACGUCGUCACUGAAAUGAAGGAGAGAUCGCGGGCAUUCGCGCUCCGACGUUCCGGGUGGGAAUCUCGGUCUUCGGCCACCCCAGGGCACUGCGCAUCCUCGGCUGGUCUCCCAAGUACCGCCGUUAGCAGUCAGUGCUGGUUAUCCCCCCCCCCUCCAAAAAAAGAUCUAAUUCUGGACACACUCCCCGCCUCCUUUUCCUUCUGUGGUUGUUCAAGAUCUUGUGGAAAAAAAUAACUUUAAAAAAAGCUGAACUCCCCCUCCUCCCAAUUCUGUACAUUUUAACUAGUCUCUGGAGUAACCAGGCUUUUUAAUGAUGUUGCCACACUGUUUAAAAAAAAAAUUCACGGGAGUUAAUUUUUUUUUCUUCAACAACACUGUGAAAAUAAUAUUGCAUGGGUGCAUAAUGGUGAAGUUCCUUCUCUCUCACGCACACAGACCACACACCCCCCCCCAACCCUCCCGUGAGCAAAACCAGCAUUCCUUGCUUGGAACACACUAAAUUGUGCCGCCCACCCCCCCCGGCCAGAAAACUUCUUGGCUAUCCCCAGUGUUUGUUUCUACGUUGUCUGCUGCUGUUUCGAAACCAAAUGUUGCGCUUCCGCACGCAGCCGCUAGAAAAUAGUCUCCUUGAACGACAAGGCUCUUGGCUGAGUGCUUAAACGUCUUCUAAUAAGAAAAAUAUAGCUCUAGUCCUGUUUGGGUUUUCUCCACCACCACCCCCCUUUCCAAUGUGUUGCUUUAUGGGAAAUGCUGUAUUUGUUGUAGUUUAUUCCCUUGCACUUACUUGAAGCCUUUUCUCAUUUUUAGUUUUAAGGUAGGAUUGCCAAUCCCCAGGUGGGGGCAGGGGAUCCCCUGGUUUGGAGGCCCUCUCCCUGCUUCAGGGUUAUCAGAAAGUGGGGGAGAGAUAUCUGCUGGGCACUCCAUUAUACCCUACAGAGACUGUUUCCCAUAGGGUAUAAUGCAUCAUUGAUCUGUGGAUAUCAGGGCCUCGGGGUGGGGGGGGGAGGUCUUUUUUUUUUUUUAGGUAGAGACACCAAGUUUUCAGCAUAGCAUCCGUUUCCUUUCCUCAGAUUUCAAAAAGAUUGGACCAGGGGGGUCCAAUUCUAUGAGCCUCAAAAGAAGGUGCCCCAUCCUUCAUUAUUUCCAAAUGGAGGGAAGGCAUUUAAAAGGUGUGCGGUCACUUUGGUGUAGUGGUUUAGUGCAGCCGGUUUGGUUUAGUGGUUAAGUGUGCGGACUCUUAUCUGGGAGAACCGGCUUUGAUUCCCCCACUCCUCCGCUUGCAGCUGCUGGAAUGGCCUUGGGUCAGCCCUAGCUCUCGCAGAAGUUGUCCUUGAAAGGGCAGCUUCUGUCAGAGCUCUCUCAGCCCCACCUGUGUCUGUUGUGGGUGGGGGGAGGUAAAGGAGAUUGUGACUGCUCUGAGACGCUGAGAUUCAGAGUAUAGGGCGGGAUAUAAAUCCAAUAUCUUCUUUAAAUGUGAUGGCCAGAACUCCCUUCAGAGUUCAGUGGUGUUUGUCACGCCCUUUCUCCAGGCUCAACCCUCAAAAGCCCCCAGAUAUUUCCUGCAUCAGACCUGGCAACCCAGUGUUGAAGCCAGUGUGCAGAUCCUGUUCCGGUACGACUCUGGACAUGGGCACCUUUCUUGUUUUUCAAAGGCCCCUCCACAAUCACUAACACAGGAUGGAGGGUGGGAAGGAAGCUUGGGUUUCACUGGUGCAUAGGAAAUGGUCUGCCCUUUGGGGGAUUUAAACGGGGAAACUGUAGGAGCACUAUUAGGGAUGAGAGAGAAACCUAAAUUAAGGAGUUGUGGAGGGGGGGAGUCAGCUUUUAAAAAUGCCCCAUUGCGGCGGGGAGAUAGCUGAGACAAGAGAGCAGCAGCGUUGUCUGGUUUUAGCACAUGACUUAUUUCACCUCAGGAAAGUUUGCCAUUGUCCUCUGGUAUCAACGACUUGUAGAUGCUUGAGGCAGGAGACAAUUUGAGGGGCUUCACAGCCCAGAAAGAAGGACGGAGCCCGCUGUUGCCAUCUGUGAAACAAAGGAAACCCCUCCACUGGUCCAAGUCUAGGAUGGCAUCAAGAGCCAGCUAGCCGGUCUUCGUUGUGACACACAGCGGUGGCUGCCACAGGUGGAGUCUUGCUGAAAGCUGAAAUGAACCGGCUGUGCUUCUAAACCUUCACUAGAGAGCCAGUUUGGUGUAGUGGUUAAGUGCACGGACUCUUAUCUGGGAGAACCGGGUUUGAUUCCCCACUCUUCCACUUGCUCCUGCGGGAAUGGCCUUGCUCUGACAGAGGUUGUCCUUGAAAGGGCAGCUGCUGUAAGAGCUCCUUCAGCCCCACCCGCCUCACAGGGUGUCUGUUGUGUGUGUGUGUGUGUGGGGGGGGAGGUAAAGGAGAUUGUUGUGACCGCUCUGAGACUCUGAGAUUCAGAGUAUAGGGCGGGAUAUAAAUCCAAUAUCAUCUUCACUUGGAUUCAGUGUUCACUUAGCACCGGUUUGGUUUUGGGGGUGCAAUUCUGAGAGGGUGGGCGGGUUAUAUAGAAUGUCCUAACUUCCUGAAGAAGCAGCCAAGUGUGUUCCCUUCCCACUCCCCCCCACCCCCCAGGAGCAGAGCUGUUGGUGGGUGGGUUGAAAUCAAGCAUCUGUAAAGUGCGAUGCUACGAUAUGUAAACAAAGAGCACCCGCAAGCUCUGUUCAUAAGCAAAUAGCAAAAGUCUUUGCAAACCUUUUGCCCAUUCCCCACCUCCUUGAUCUUAUAACUUUCAUUAGAACAGAGGGUUUUUGUUUUUUUUAAAAAAAGACAAAAAUCAGAGCCAAAGUGGAGAUCUGAGAGAUUCCAAAAGGUUUUGGGGGUUGGGGAAACGGACAUAUUUUCCAUGUCAGGAAGCAUCUGUAAAUCAUAUUAAAAAAACAAAAAACCUUUAUGCGGCUUUGUGUGUUGCUCUAAUGAAUUAAAUUCUGAUCAGUGCUUUUCUUCUUGGUAUGUUCAGUGAUUCUUAUGCACAGAGCUUUUAAUAAUUUGGAGGGGGCGGAUAGCGGGGGAAGCAACCUUGAACCCAUGCAUCUUGAAACCUCCUUAUUUUGUUCACAUCCAUGUUUUCAGUACAGUUGACUUCUUGCAAUUCAGACCAAUCCAAAUAAAAGGGGAUCAGUACUCCACAAUGA